Molecule: messenger RNA, 1100 nt
Organism: Neofelis nebulosa (Clouded leopard)
Lineage: Eukaryota; Metazoa; Chordata; Mammalia; Carnivora; Felidae
Product: transmembrane protein 69-like
Exons: 1
Source: RefSeq, a predicted model, not a curated record
UACCUGGCUAUUCUGGCGGCUCAGCUUUAUUUACAUCUCCCGAUUCCAAGGUGGCAACAGCAUACUUCUGAUUCAGCCCCUCCACUUAGCUAUAAAAAUGAAUUAAUCAGAAUUGCCUGGCAUUUUCCUGAGCAAGACUUUCAAUUGGACCCAGCAUGCUUCAUUUCAUCCAGAAGUUUUCUCAGGCAUCUUCAAAGAUGCUGAAGUACCCUUUCACAUUCCGACUAGGAACCAGCAGAAUAGAAACACUUUCUCUCAAGACAUGUCUCCAGCAAAACUUUUCCCCUUUGUUGCCAGGGCCUUGGUUUUUCUCAUUUCCAGUGUAUAUGAACAAGACACAAUACUAUCAUACUUCCCCAUGCAGCUUUAAGAAGCAGCAGAAGCAAGAAGUCCUUCCAACCAAGCCACCAGGCACCAUAACUUUCCUGCUUGAAAGCCCAAAGCCAGUAUUAUACAUAAUUCUGGCAGGAGUAAUCCCCUUUGUUGCUCCACCACUGGUCAUGGUGAUGGCAAAGACUUAUAUCCCCUUAUUAGCUUUUGCUCAGAUGGCUUAUGGAGCCAGUUUCCUAUCUUUCUUGGGAGGGAUCAAAUGGGGUUUUGCUCUGCCAGAAGAUAAUACAGCCAAACCAGACUUCCUCAGUUUAGCUAGUAGUACGCCUCCUCUUCUGUUUUCAUGAUUUGCCUUCCUUAUUUCUGAAAGACUCAGUGAAGCUAUAGUCACAGUAAUAAUAGGUUUGGGGAUAGCAUUACACAUUGAACUUUUUCUCCUGCCACAUUAUCCCAACUGGUUCAAAGUCCUUAAGAUAGUAGUCACUUUAGUGGCUUUGCUUUCAUUUGUAAUCACUUUACUAGUUAAAGAUAUUUAUCCAGAGAAAGGACUCAAGAAGCCUGGUCAAGUAGAAUAAAUAUAAAAACUACUUUGUAGAUAACAUUAGCAUGUUGGCUACAAGCCUCGUAAAGUUGUGUUUUGGCAUCACCUUUUUCUUCUUCUCUUGUUUAGCUUUUGUUCCCCAUCAGUGGUUAUUUAUUCACAGAUUUUUUUUUUUUCAUUUCUAGAAAUCUUUAUUUCCUAGGAAUUACUUGAUAAGAGUUUGAAAAUC